AUGGAAAAUAGGAACAACGUCACAGAAUUUGUUCUCUUAGGACUAUCCAGUGAGAAAAAUUUGCAGAUUUUCUGCUUUGGGCUGUUCUUCUCCUGUUACAUUACAAUCCUCUUAGGGAAUUUCCUCAUCCUCAUCACCAUCAGAUUCAGUUCCCUCAUCAAGCAGCCCAUGUACUUCUUCCUCUGCCAAUUGUCUCUCAUGGACCUCUGCUACACUUCCACGGUGACUCCCAAACUGGUCAGAGAUUUGCUGUCUGAGAAGAAAACCAUCUCCUUUGGCCACUGCAUGAUGCAACUCUUCAUCAUGCACUUAUUUGGUGGUGUGGAAAUCUUCAUUCUUGUGGGGAUGGCCUAUGAUCACUAUGUUGCCAUCUGCAAACCCCUACACUAUAUGGUCAUCAUGAACAAUCAGCGGCGUGCCACAUUGGUUGCAGUUUGCUGGGGAGGAGGAUUUCUCCAUUCAAUUGUCCAGUGGCUCCUUGUCAUUGUUUUGCCCUUCUGUGGCCCUAAUAAGAUUGAUCACUAUUUCUGCGAUGUUUAUCCUCUCCUGGAACUGGCUUGCUCAGAUACCUAUGUGACUGGAUUUUUAGUCCUCGCCAAUUCAGGGACAAUUGGGUUGGUUUCUUUUGCAGUCUUGUUCUCCUCUUACAUCACUAUUUUGGCCAGUCUAAGGACCCACUCUUUGGAAGGACGUCACAAAGCCCUCUCCACCUGUGCUUCCCACAUCACCGUGGUGGCAUUGUUUUUCUUGCCCUCUAUCUUCAUUUACCUCUGGCCAGCCCAGACCUUCCACGAGGAUAAGGUGUUUGCUCUGUUUUAUACCAUCAUCGCCCCCAUGUUCAACCCCCUCAUCUACACGCUGAGAAACAGAGAGAUGAAAACGGCCAUGAGAAAGGUGUGGUGUGGGAAGCCACGACAGAGGGUGGCUAUCCAUACAUUUUAUAACCUGGCCCAUUUGAGACCGGACUACAUCAAAGGAGGCCUGUUUAACCAAACGUGUGAUUUCAAGUUGGAUUUAGAUCCCAAGAGAGAAUUGGUUACGGUCCAUAAUCAUUUGAAUACGAAAAGGAAGCCAGAUUACAAGGACCUAGGUUCGAAUUGGCUGACUCUUUUUGGAAAAUUGAGCGAGGAUUGUGAAUUUCAGUCUUCGCCAAAAUCACAAUCUUAA
Tachyglossus aculeatus (Australian echidna) is the source of this 1167-nucleotide messenger RNA. Its product is annotated as olfactory receptor 4P4-like. Gene Ontology annotation, biological process: G protein-coupled receptor signaling pathway. The record is from RefSeq and is a predicted model, not a curated record. Gene Ontology annotation, cellular component: membrane. Lineage: Eukaryota; Metazoa; Chordata; Mammalia; Monotremata; Tachyglossidae. The coding region runs from base 1 to 1167 and encodes 388 amino acids. The transcript is spliced from 5 exons. Gene Ontology annotation, molecular function: olfactory receptor activity; G protein-coupled receptor activity.